This is a messenger RNA of Pezoporus occidentalis (night parrot), 3727 nucleotides long. RefSeq names its product poly(rC)-binding protein 3-like. Gene Ontology annotation, biological process: regulation of RNA metabolic process; regulation of gene expression. Lineage: Eukaryota; Metazoa; Chordata; Aves; Psittaciformes; Psittacidae. The record is from RefSeq and is a predicted model, not a curated record. The coding region runs from base 78 to 1160 and encodes 360 amino acids. Gene Ontology annotation, cellular component: nucleus; cytoplasm. The transcript is spliced from 12 exons. Gene Ontology annotation, molecular function: mRNA binding.
GUUGAUUAAGUGAAUAGAAAAAAAAAAAAAAACAGAAAAACGAAGCUGCUUUCAAGUAUUGAAGAUACAAGGCCAGGAUGAACACGAAGGACGCAAAAGCGACUGAAGGAGGUCUCAAUGUCACGCUUACCAUUCGACUUCUCAUGCAUGGCAAGGAGGUUGGAAGCAUUAUUGGAAAGAAAGGUGAGACUGUUAAGAAGAUGAGGGAGGAGAGUGGUGCUCGAAUCAAUAUUUCAGAAGGCUCCUGUCCAGAGAGAAUUGUGACAAUAACAGGCCCAACAGAUGCAAUUUUUAAAGCUUUUUCUAUGAUUGCACUAAAAUUUGAAGAGGACAUAAACGCUUCAAUGACAAACAGCACAGUGACAAGCAAACCGCCUGUAACACUGCGGCUCGUCGUCCCGGCAAGUCAGUGUGGAUCCCUUAUAGGAAAAGGAGGUUCCAAAAUCAAAGAAAUCAGGGAGUCCACAGGAGCACAGGUGCAGGUCGCAGGGGACAUGUUGCCGAACUCAACAGAGCGUGCAGUGACUAUCUCAGGCACUCCUGAUGCCAUUAUCCAGUGUGUGAAGCAAAUAUGCGUGGUUAUGCUGGAGUCCCCACCCAAAGGUGCCACCAUCCCCUACCGUCCCAAACCUGCCUCUGCACCUAUCAUUUUUGCAGGUGGCCAGGUAAGAGCAGACACCAUUUUGGCUUCAGCUGGAAACCACACCGUCUUGGCCCAACCUCAGCCAGCGCCUGCAUUCACGAUUCAGGGGCAGUAUGCCAUCCCUCAUCCAGACGUGAGUCCAGCACAUUUGACCAAGCUUCACCAGUUGGCUAUGCAGCAUCCCCCCUUUACUCCCCUUGGGCAGACCACCCCUGGUUUCCCUGGACUGGAUGCCACUACUCCAACCAGUUCCCAUGAACUUACUAUUCCCAAUGAUUUAAUAGGCUGCAUUAUUGGCAGACAAGGCAGUAAGAUAAAUGAAAUCAGGCAGAUGUCAGGAGCGCAGAUCAAGAUUGCUAAUGCCACAGAAGGCUCCGCAGAACGACAAGUUACAAUCACAGGAUCCCCUGCAAACAUCAGCUUAGCACAGUACCUCAUUAAUGCAAGGAUAUGUUCUUCUCUUGGUGUUCAGGGAUUCCCCACACAUCGAGACGAGAAUAGACCCCUUCAUUUUUAGUUGCACAAACACCAUAUGGCAUGCAUCUGGACCUCAGAAGAUAACAAUUUAAGAUCUUCAAGACAGCUAAAGCAUGCAAAUAAUAUAAUGCACUUAUUAAUGGAGUUGCAUUGAGCUGCUCACCAGAGACAGAAACUCUAGUGAACAAACCUGUUUGACUCACUUUAGAAAACCCUGUGAACUCUCACACUUCUGUUUAUUACUGUUUAAUGAUUCUUUCGAUGGAAUGGGAUAUAUAUAUGAGGUCUUUUAAUAUACUUUUGCAAAGAAGAAAACUUCUCAGCAGUCAUAUACCAUGGAUACUCUAUCUAUAUACCCUGUGAAACCAGAAACAAAGUAUUUUCUUCCUGUUGAACUUCUAGCUAGAAAUCAUUUGUUACUAUCAUAUAUUAUUAUGUACCAUGUGUUGAAAUUGUAUUUAGAUUAAGUGACUUCAUUUGUAAAUGAAGACUCUUAAAGUAAUGUAUAAUAAAUUAAGCUCUAAGGUACCAUAGGACAUUAAGGUGGCUUUAUUUAUUUUAAGUGACACUGUUCCAGAUUUCUCCUUUCACAAGAGAAAUUCCUGCCCAGCUAGGUGCUACCACAGUAGCAGUGCUAGUUCACAGUCACAUUGGAGCAAGAACCAAGAAACAUGCAGGCAAGAGGGAGCUCUGCUCUAGCUGGGGUUUAGGUGCUUGGGCAGGUUUCUCAGAGGCAGCACUGCACUACUGCUGCCUGUAUAUGCUGGGGGCCAAUUUUAGUGUUUGUCAGUCCUAAGCCUGCCACAAGUACUGCCCUCUUUUAAAGAUGCUGGCAUGACAUAGUGUUGGGGAAGAGCUGAGGACAGUACCUAGACUGCCCGAGGUAUAGUCUGGUAUGUCAAAACAUGAAUUAUAACAAAUAAAAGCCAUAUAAGUAUUCGGGGUAAGGUGGGUUUUUUUUAAUCUCCCCUACAAGUUCUGUCAUUCUCAUGGAUUUGGUUUCCAGGGCGAGUAUUUCUGCAUAAAUCAAUGUCUCACAGCAGCAUAGGAUAUUAAAAAAUAUCUAUCCACUGUAUUCCUAAAACAUUCUGUGUGUAUCUUUAAACUAUCCUCCAACCAAAGUUGCCAUCUAUAGAGUAAUUUAUCAAAUUGUUUCAAGAUUUUUUAUUGCAAUCUGGUGUCGAAUAUGUACAUAAUAUACUCUAAAUUAUAUAUAUAUACAUUGAUAUAAUAUCAAGACAGAGAUUUAAAUCUUUCUAAAGUAUUGUUUUGAUUCUGUAUUAUUACCUGAGCGCUGACCUCUGUAUGAGUAGACUGUGUGCUAGCUUGUUUGCAGUAGAAGUGUCUUUUUUUUCCUGUAAAAUCUUCUGUCUCUUAACUGCUCUCCACUGUAGUAACUGGAUUUUCAUUAUCCAAUUCCAUCUUCUAGCUUUUAUUAAGAAGGUUUCCUGUGUAAUAUUUGACUUUGGACUAUAAACGAAUUGUAGCCAGCAGCACUUGCUCCUUGUUGAAGAGCAGUUUCCUGAAGAUGUUUAUUUACUACCAUGUUGAUGAGGUUCAUCCACAGAGCUAACAGGACCGUCAAAGCCACACUCAAGCUUUAUUCCUUUCACCAGGUUUGGGUAAUGCAGGAUGUGCAUAUGUUCAUAAAGUACAGGGCUUCAAAGGGACAGGGUAAAAUUGGCACCAUGAAAUAUUGUAUGAAGGCCAACUCAUCCACCUUCACAUUCAGUUUUGCUGUAUCUACAAUUGGUUUGAGGAACUGCCCCUAUCACAGAACAGCUGACCUGAUGUACUUUCACCUUAUGCGUUACCAGCAGUAACAAAUGUGAAGCUGGGCACAUUACUUUAAUCUUACUUGUGCAAAUACACCAGAGACAGAGAGUUUGAGUGGCUGCUGCCACCACCAGCAUUUAUCCUGUGGGAUCUAUUCUCCCUGCUGGUUCAGGAAACAGCUCAGGCUCAAGUACCGCCUGUAUAAGUACGGACUUUUUGUUAAAUGCAAGGCACGCAAAUUCGGGAUCACUGCAGCACUGAGUCCUGCAUUAUCUUUUUAUACACCUCCCUCCCAGAAUAAUAGCAAGUUAGAAGUAUAAAAACAUCCAACUGUAUAAACUGAGCUUUUCAAAAUGUACUGAGGUGUCACUAUGUAACUCAACUCCUACACCCUAAGUUAUGGACAUACACUGGGGUUGGAUUCACUGAUUCAGUGUUCUUGAUGUAAAUCCCACUGUGCGAGUAGAUUGCAAGUAGCCUGGCUAACAGCACAAGAAUGCUCUUCUCUCUGCAGAGGACAACUCUACCUUGAGGGUUAGAAAAAUUCUGAGCUGCUCACCCACAGAGACAGAUAAACACACCUGGUAGGAAAGCCCAAAGCUUUACCUCUCACGAACGGGUCUGCAUUUCACACCCUUGCCCUUAUCCCUUCCCAGUCCCUCAGAGAUGUGCACCUUCCAACAUCCCAGAAAAGGCUGCCAAGGAGAUGGCACUCCAAGAACCCUCUUUCUUUUGUGGGGAAGAGAGGAGUUGGUGCUUACACAUUUCCCUCUCUCCACCAUGUGCCUCUCCCCAGCUCAGACCUGCUUCAGGUAUCCUUUAGACUUAGCA